Molecule: messenger RNA, 1095 nt
Organism: Oreochromis aureus
Lineage: Eukaryota; Metazoa; Chordata; Actinopteri; Cichliformes; Cichlidae
Product: Fc receptor-like B
Exons: 6
Coding region: 138-983 (281 amino acids)
Biological process (GO): cell surface receptor signaling pathway
Molecular function (GO): transmembrane signaling receptor activity
Source: RefSeq, a predicted model, not a curated record
CUGGCACAGGUGUGUAUCUAGGACAGCUUUUAUUGUGGAGGUGCCUCCUGUCAGAGCAGUACAGCUUCCUAUUGAGAGUCUCCUGAGAGGAGGGUGAGGUCCGAGGCAGUGAGGAGCUCUGUAACGGGACUGUGAAGAUGAAAAUGAGGCUGCUGUCUGUGAUCCUGCUGCACGGUGUGUGUGUGCUGCUGCUGUCUGCACCGACUGUUUCUGCAGUGUCUCUGAGUGUAACUCCAGAUCACAAGCAGUUCUUCAGUCCUGGUGCUCUAGCGAUUCUGACUUGUGUUGAUGAUGAUGGAAAAACAGUUGAUGAAUGGACAGUGAAGAGGACCAGAGCAGGACUCACUGAGAGGUGUGGAGCAGCUGCAGGCCUUGUUCUUGAAAGGUCUCAGUGUCAACUUCAGUUGUGCAACCCCUCUGAUGGAGCUUACUUCUGUGAAAGCUCAUCUGGACGGCGUAGUGAUGAAGUCAACAUCAUUAUUUCAGCUGGUUCCCUGAUCCUGGACAUCCCUUCAUCUCCUGUGUGGACAGGAAGUAAUGUGACUCUGCUCUGUCAAUCCAAAGAGGGUAAACAGAGGAACUCUGAUUUCAAUAAAAAUGGUGACAGAAUUGGAUUUGGUCCUGAAGGAACGUUGACUCUCAUUAACGUUCAGAAGUCUCAUGAAGGUCUCUACUCGUGCUCAGCUGGUGUUGAUAAGAAGUCUCCUGAAUUCAGACUGACAGUCAGAGAUCCUCCUCCUACUACUGUAAAAGAUCCUUCUUCUACCCCUAAAGCAAUCACUCAGUCUUCCAGAACAUCAACCCCCCAAAGUACCAGUAAAAAAGACCCUGAAAAUACAAAUAAAAAAAACCCUCCUGCUAACAAUAAAUCAAAAAGGAAAGAUGAGGAGGAUGAGUGGGACUGGCUCCCAUCCUCUGGCCUUCCUCUCACAGCCUCCAUCAUGUCAGGUCUGGUUUCUGUGGUUUUCCUGGUUCUGGUUUGAGUUCUGCUUUGGAGGAAGCUAAAAGGAAAGUGGGGACACUCACUGCCUUAUGGAGGACCUUCAUCCUACUGUCUCUGAUUGGCUGCUGUUCUGUGACAUCAUUGCCCCCCCC